CGGUGUUUAGCUCGCGCUCUUAGCCCUGAGGUAAUUGAGAUUGCUAGUUAGAGUUAGAGGUCUUUUUGAGCGACGAGAUGACUGAGGACUCACUGUUUGCUAGUGAUUACGACGGCCCGUGCCCUUUGUGUGAGGAGGAAGGCGAGAGGCCUUCCCUGGGGCUCAGAGUCAGUGAAAGAGAGAGAAAAGUGGACAAAGAAAGAGAAGAAGCAGAGUUAAAAAGAGAGAAGAUUAAAGGAGAUAAAUCUGUAGGUGAAAAGGGAAACGCAAAGGAAGAGGUAGUGGAACAAAAGCAAGAACUAAAAGUAGGUGGUAAGACAGAUGAUGAACAUGGUGAGGAAGAGACUGAUGAAGAGAGUAUAGCAGAAAAACUAAAGGUGAAAGGGGACAAGAGUGAUGGUGGAAAAGACACCUACGCAAGCCCACCCUUGGAUGGUAGGAGUGCACCGCAGCUGGACUCUGGCUGUCCCGUUAACCUGGUGAUGAUGUGUGAGGAGUCUGUUGAGAGAUGUCCAAUCGCUCAGACAAAACAGACUCAAGCCACAGCCCAAAUGCCAGGACCGGAAGCUCUGUGUCUGGGGAACCGUAAUAAUAGCCCUUCUGCGGAGCCCAAAACACUUGUUCCUCCAGGGCAGCUGGAGGUGACUCUCCGGCAGGUGUACACCACGCGCCGCUACACCCGCUUCACCAGCAGGCCAACGCCACUGCUACCCUUACCGUCGGUCUGCCCAGACAGCAGUUCACAGCCUUUACCUUACAUCACCAGCACCUCUCUACUUCCACCCGCACCCAAGAAGAAAACACGCACCUCCUACAGUUCUGAUCAGUUGGAGGAGUUGGAGAGGGUCUUUCGAGAUGAUCAUUACCCGGAUGCAGAGAAGCGAAAAGAGAUCGCAAUGUCAGUUGGCGUUACACCCCAAAGAGUCAUGGUGUGGUUUCAGAAUCGUCGUGCCAAGUGGCGUAAAACUUCCAAAACUACAGCGAAGAAGCCUUCUGCGAGCCGGGCUCCAGCACCUGCUCUGUCCCGAGCACCUGCCCCUGUCCAUAGGGCUCCUGUUUUCUCAGCUCCUACAAUUGCACCCAUACCUUCACAAACUGCAAAUGCACUUCCUUCUUACAGUGCCCUCUUUACCAGCUGUACAAGCCCACCAGAUCCAGGCUGUGUGGAUGGUGGUAAUGUAUGCAUCUCUCAGGGUGGCCCAGUAGACUACAAACUCCCCCUUAUGCAGAGCCCCCCACCUCUGCGCCGUGCCUCUUUGCCCUUCUUUGCUGCAUAUAACCCACCCACCCACACAUUGUCUGUGCUGUUGGACACACCAGAGCACAAUGAGCCUCAGCCCCUCAGCCUGCACACUGAAACUGGGUUUGACUAUGAUGGAAUUGGCUGUUCAGCUAAACUUGAGUCUGUGAUCUCUGGUCCUGGUAACCGUGCUCAGGCUUACCAGAUCAGCACAUUUCCCCAGCAGCCCAGCGCUUUGUUUCCCCAGCAACCUAACAGUCUUCUGGCUCAACAGGGCAAUAUUAUCCCACAGCAGCCCAGCACACUCCUGCCACAGUACUCUCAUCUGUCUUACCUCACCCCCUCUCCUUACCUUACACCCAACCCCAGUGAGAGCACAACCUCUUCCUGCCUGCCCCAGAUCCCAGGCACCACCAGCAGCCUGAUGACUUGCACUAAUGGAGGACAUUCCUACUUUAAGUGCCAAAAUGGCAACCAGAUACUGCUACAGCCUGGGGUGCAGGCAUUGCAGACCUACCCGUGGGCCAGUGAUGUGUAUGGUCACACAGGUCAUGUACCGCAUGCAGUCUUGAGGCCCCAGUUCGCAUCUCAAAAUUGUGAAGGCCACUAUCCUCCACUGCUCCAACCCCAUCGUUACAUCACCCCGCAAAGAGCAUCAUGCCCCAGCCUGUCCAAACCUGCUUCCCCUGACCCCCUCAUGCCCAGUGUCAAAACGGAGUUAGAAGAUGCUGGACAAGGCCAGCCAGCCAGAGUCAACGAGGCAGAGACCGUCUUCCACUGUGACUUUUCACCUAUUCACUUCUGACAUGAACAGAGCCAUCAGCGCUGACAGUGAAGCUCUAGAGUCUGCAGUUUUUCUGUGUUUGUGUGUGCUUCUUUGCUGUUUUUGGUUGCUGACUGCAGGCCUUAUUAAAGUCCCUUUUGUCUUUCA
Pygocentrus nattereri (red-bellied piranha) is the source of this 2171-nucleotide messenger RNA. RefSeq names its product homeobox protein NOBOX. Gene Ontology annotation, biological process: regulation of transcription by RNA polymerase II. The transcript is spliced from 10 exons. NCBI's taxonomy places the organism in Eukaryota, Metazoa, Chordata, Actinopteri, Characiformes, Serrasalmidae. Gene Ontology annotation, molecular function: DNA-binding transcription factor activity, RNA polymerase II-specific; RNA polymerase II cis-regulatory region sequence-specific DNA binding. The record is from RefSeq and is a predicted model, not a curated record. The coding region runs from base 78 to 2045 and encodes 655 amino acids.